AUGGACGACUCCAACUCACCCCAUCCCACAGCAUCCUUUGCUUUUAGAUCCACAACUACAACCACAACGUCAACCACAACUCCUCAGAGCAGUUUCUUGAGAAGCCAUUCUUCUAAAGAAACACCUUUCUCAAACUUUCUUCACUCCCCACCACGCCUCUCUUGCCCCACUCUUUCUCGCAGCCUCCAAAACUCUCCUAUUUCCUCCCCUCUUCAUCGACAUAACUUCUCUCCCCCACCCUCUCCUCCUUCACCCACUAAACUCUCUGAUUCAGACCCUCAAACCACUUACCACUGUGCCUCUUCUGUCCUCAGAAACGAUGGCCAGAUUCUCUCCAUUGCCUUCUCCUCAAACGGCUUGGUCUACACGGGCUCUGACUCCAACCUUGUUAGGGUGUGGAAGCUCCCUGAGUUCACCGAAUGUGGGCAACUCAGGACCAAGGCUUGCAGGGUGGUGGCUCUCGAAGUGUCCCAUGACACGGUCUAUGCAGCCUACGGUGAUGGCAAGAUAAGGGUGUGGAGAAGAACUUGGGAUAAGGUGCUGAAGCAUGUUCGAUUGGCUACCAUCCCUAAGACGCUCGGCUAUGUCCGCAGCUACAUCGCCGGCAAAGACAAGACAAUACACAAGGGGAUAAUCACAUCAAUGGCAAUCAACACAGCAGAGGACAUUCUAUACACUGCUUCCCUGGACAAAACGGUGAAAGUGUGGCGAAUCUCAGACCUUAAGUGCAUAGAGACCAUAAAGGCCCACCCUGAGCCAAUAAACGCCAUGAUUGUGGCUGAUGAUGGGGUCUUGUACACAGCCUCAGAUGAUGCCACAGUGAGAGUUUGGCGUAGAAACUUUUGCAGCCACGACCAGCCUCAUUCUCUGACAGUAACCCUGCACGCCAAGUACUCACCCGUGAAGGCCCUAACACUAACCCCAGAUGCUGGAAUAUUGUAUGGUGGAUGCACUGAUGGGUACAUACACUACUGGCUAAAAGGUUGGUUUGCAGGGCAGUUACAAUAUGGAGGGUCAAUCCAAGGGCACACACAUGCAGUGAUGUGUCUAGCUAGUGUGGCUAAAUAUGUGGUUAGUGGGUCAGCUGACUCAACAAGCAGGGUCUGGGGCAGAGAACAGGAUGGGCAACACACGUGUCUUGCAGUUCUGGUCGGUCACAGAGGACCAAUUAGGUGUGUGACAGCAUUCAUAGGAGGUAGAUUGGUCGAAGAUAAUGAAGAUAGUUGCACCAUUUGCACUGGUAGCCUUGAUGGUGUCUUGAAGGUGUGGCGUGUCACUCAUAAGAAUCUAAAUAAUCACUCUUCAUCCCCACCUGGGGCUCCCACCAAGUAUUUUGAACUCUACAAGGGACUUUGA
Messenger RNA from Sphenostylis stenocarpa, 1356 nucleotides. The record is from the annotation of a GenBank genome assembly. Lineage: Eukaryota; Viridiplantae; Streptophyta; Magnoliopsida; Fabales; Fabaceae.